This is a messenger RNA of Peromyscus maniculatus bairdii (prairie deer mouse), 4011 nucleotides long. RefSeq names its product potassium sodium-activated channel subfamily T member 1 (gene Kcnt1). Gene Ontology annotation, biological process: potassium ion transmembrane transport. Lineage: Eukaryota; Metazoa; Chordata; Mammalia; Rodentia; Cricetidae. Gene Ontology annotation, cellular component: plasma membrane. The record is from RefSeq and is a predicted model, not a curated record. Gene Ontology annotation, molecular function: outward rectifier potassium channel activity; intracellular sodium-activated potassium channel activity.
AGGGCGCGGGCGGUGAGGGGGCGCUGCCGUGUGCAGCAGGCGGCCCUGCGCGGAGAAAGUCGGCCGCGGGGACGUGCUCCGGCCGCCAGUCUCAACAAUGAACGACCGGGACACGGAGGUGCUGCCCUUGCCGCCGCGGUACCGAUUCCGUGACCUGCUUCUGGGCGACCAGCCUUUCCCGAACGAUGAUAGGCUUCAUGUGGAAGAUUUCAGCCUGGACUCUUCCCUGUCUCAGGUCCAGGUGGAAUUCUAUGUCAACGAGAACACCUGCAAAGAGCGACUCAAGCUGUUCUUCAUCAAAAACCAAAGAUCCAGCCUGAGGAUCCGGCUGUUCAACUUCUCCCUCAAGCUCCUCACCUGCCUGCUGUAUAUCGUCCGUGUCCUGCUCGACAACCCAGACCAGGGCAUCGGAUGCUGGGGCUGCCCGAAGUAUAACUACACUUUCAAUGGCUCAUCCUCUGAGUUCCACUGGGCACCCAUCCUGUGGGUGGAGAGGAAGAUGGCUCUGUGGGUGAUCCAGGUCAUUGUGGCCACAAUAAGCUUCUUAGAGACAUGGCUCCUCAUUUACCUCAGCUACAAAGGCAACAUCUGGGAGCAGAUCUUCCACGUUUCUUUCGUCCUGGAGAUGAUCAACACGCUGCCCUUCAUCAUCACGGUCUUCUGGCCGCCCCUUCGGAACCUGUUCAUCCCCGUGUUCCUCAACUGCUGGCUGGCCAAGCACGCGCUGGAGAACAUGAUCAAUGACUUCCACCGGGCCAUCCUGCGCACACAGUCCGCCAUGUUCAACCAGGUGCUCAUCCUCUUCUGUACCCUGCUAUGCCUCGUCUUCACGGGGACCUGCGGGAUCCAGCACCUGGAGCGGGCAGGUGGGAACUUGAACCUGCGGACCUCCUUCUACUUCUGCAUCGUCACUUUCUCAACUGUGGGCUUUGGUGAUGUGACCCCCAAGAUCUGGCCCUCCCAGCUCCUGGUGGUCAUCCUGAUCUGCGUGACCCUUGUGGUGCUCCCACUGCAGUUUGAAGAGCUUGUCUACCUCUGGAUGGAGAGACAGAAGUCAGGGGGUAACUACAGCCGCCACCGAGCACAGACAGAAAAGCACGUGGUCCUGUGUGUGAGCUCCCUCAAGAUUGACCUCCUCAUGGAUUUCCUCAAUGAGUUCUAUGCCCACCCCCGGCUCCAGGACUACUACGUGGUCAUCCUGUGUCCCUCCGAAAUGGAUGUCCAGGUGCGCAGGGUACUGCAGAUUCCCCUGUGGUCCCAGCGAGUCAUCUACCUCCAGGGCUCUGCCCUCAAGGACCAGGACCUCAUGCGAGCCAAGAUGGACAACGGCGAGGCCUGUUUUAUCCUCAGCAGCAGGAAUGAGGUGGACCGUACUGCUGCGGACCACCAGACCAUCCUUCGAGCCUGGGCUGUGAAGGACUUUGCCCCCAACUGUCCCCUCUACGUCCAGAUUCUCAAGCCCGAAAACAAGUUUCACGUCAAAUUUGCUGACCACGUGGUAUGCGAGGAGGAGUGCAAGUACGCCAUGCUGGCCCUGAACUGCAUCUGCCCGGCCACCUCCACCCUCAUCACCCUGCUGGUGCACACAUCCCGUGGCCAGGAAGGACAGGAGUCUCCGGAACAGUGGCAGCGUAUGUACGGGCGCUGCUCGGGCAACGAAGUGUACCACAUCCGCAUGGGUGACAGCAAAUUCUUCCGGGAGUAUGAGGGCAAGAGCUUCACCUACGCGGCCUUCCACGCACACAAGAAGUAUGGUGUGUGCCUCAUUGGGCUGAAGCGUGAGGAGAACAAGAGCAUCCUGCUGAACCCGGGGCCACGGCACAUCCUGGGCGCCUCCGACACCUGCUUCUACAUCAACAUCACCAAGGAGGAGAACUCAGCCUUCAUCUUCAAGCAGGAGGAGAAGCAGAAGAGGCGAGGCCUUGCAGGGCAGGCGCUGUACGAGGGACCAUCCCGGCUGCCAGUGCACAGCAUCAUCGCCUCUAUGGGGACAGUGGCCAUGGACCUGCAGAACACGGAUUGCCGGCCCUCCCAGGGUGGGAGUGGUGGGGGCGGCGGCGGCGGCGGCGGCAAGCUGGCUCUGCCCACGGAGAACGGCUCUGGCAGUCGGCGCCCCAGCAUCGCCCCCGUCCUGGAGGUGGCAGACGGCUCAGCCCUGUUGCCCUGCGACCUGCUGAGUGACCAGUCAGAGGAUGAGGUGACGCCCUCGGACGACGAGGGCCUCUCUGUGGUUGAGUACGUGAAGGGCUACCCCCCCAACUCGCCCUACAUUGGCAGCUCCCCGACCUUAUGCCACCUCCUGCCUGUGAAAGCUCCCUUCUGCUGCCUGAGGCUGGACAAGGGCUGCAAACACAACAGCUACGAAGACGCCAAGGCCUACGGGUUCAAGAACAAGCUGAUCAUCGUCUCCGCCGAGACGGCAGGCAACGGGCUCUACAACUUCAUCGUGCCUCUGCGCGCCUACUACCGGUCCCGCCGGGAGCUCAACCCCAUAGUGCUGCUGCUUGACAACAAGCCCGACCACCACUUCCUGGAGGCCAUCUGCUGCUUCCCCAUGGUCUACUACAUGGAGGGCUCUGUGGACAACCUGGACAGCCUGUUGCAGUGCGGCAUCAUCUAUGCUGACAACCUGGUGGUGGUGGACAAGGAGAGCACCAUGAGUGCUGAGGAGGACUACAUGGCAGACGCCAAGACCAUUGUCAACGUGCAGACCAUGUUUCGGCUCUUCCCCAGCCUCAGCAUCACCACAGAGCUCACCCACCCUUCCAACAUGCGGUUCAUGCAGUUCCGUGCCAAGGACAGCUACUCGCUGGCUCUUUCCAAACUGGAAAAGCGAGAACGAGAGAAUGGCUCCAACCUGGCCUUCAUGUUCCGCCUCCCAUUUGCUGCUGGCCGAGUGUUUAGUAUCAGCAUGUUGGAUACACUUCUCUACCAGUCCUUCGUGAAGGACUACAUGAUCACCAUCACCAGGCUGCUGUUGGGCCUUGACACUACACCAGGCUCCGGCUACCUCUGUGCCAUGAAGGUAACUGAGGAUGACCUGUGGAUCCGUACUUAUGGCCGCCUCUUCCAGAAACUCUGCUCCUCCAGUGCUGAGAUCCCCAUCGGCAUCUACAGGACCGAGUGCCACGUCUUCUCCUCUGAGCCCCAUGACCUCAGAGCCCAGUCCCAGAUCUCGGUGAACAUGGAGGACUGCGACGACACUCGGGAGGCCAAGGGGUCCUGGGGCACACGGGCUGCCUCUGGCAGUGGCAGCACCCAUGGCCGCCACGGGGGCAGUGCUGACCCAGCAGAGCACCCACUACUGCGCCGUAAGAGCCUGCAGUGGGCCCGCAAGCUGAGUCGCAAGAGCAGCAAGCAGGCGGGCAAGGCGCCUGCGGCCACAGAGUGGAUCACCCAGCAGCGGCUCAGCCUCUACCGACGCUCGGAGCGCCAGGAGCUCUCGGAGCUGGUCAAGAACCGGAUGAAACACCUGGGGCUGCCCACCACUGGCUAUGAGGACGUAGCAAAUUUAACAGCCAGUGAUGUGAUGAAUCGGGUAAACCUGGGAUAUUUGCAAGACGAGAUGAACGACCAUCACCAGAACACUCUUUCCUACGUACUCAUCAAUCCCCCACCAGACACGAGGCUGGAGCCCAAUGACAUUGUGUACCUCAUCCGCUCCGAUCCCCUGGCCCACGUGGGCAGCAGCUCCCAGAGUCGGAAGAGCAGCUGUAGCAACAAGUUGUCAUCCUGUAACCCUGCGACCCGGGACGAGACACAGCUCUGAGCAGCCAAGAAGCCCACGCUGGGACCCAUAGGCAGACACAGAAGAACACAGGGGAAAUCGUCACGCGCUGGCGUGGCCCAAGCAGGCUGCACUAUGACGACUAUACGGUGGCUCUAAGACUUGCCCCCAGAAAGGAAAUCCUCUCAGUGUGGCCAGUCAUGAGACCACUGGGCCCCCUGGAAGCUGGCAGGAGGCACUUUUUAACCUAUUUUUUACAAAUAUGUAUGAUUUGCAUCUCUUUA